CAUUUAUUUUUCUCAUUCUAUUCUAAGUUCAUUCGUUUAUCACAUUUCUUUUUUUAGUACCAACACACUACUCACUACUGCAACUCUCUCUCUCUCUCUCUACAAAGUGAAAAUCCAAACAUGGAAGCUCAAAAUCGUAUUGCAAGAAUCUCAGCUCAUCUUCAUCCUCCUAAUCUCCAGAUGGAAGAAAGUUCUGGUUUGAGCCGAGCCAAUUGCAGAGCGAAAGGUGGUGCUCCUGGAUUUAAGGUUGCUAUACUUGGUGCGGCUGGAGGCAUUGGCCAACCUCUUGCAAUGCUUAUGAAGAUAAACCCAUUGGUUUCUGUUCUUCAUCUCUAUGAUGUUGUCAAUUCCCCUGGUGUCACAGCUGAUAUUAGUCACAUGGACACCGGUGCUGUGGUGCGCGGUUUUCUUGGACAGCCACAGCUCGAGAGUGCUCUUGCUGGCAUGGACCUUGUGAUCAUACCUGCUGGUGUUCCGAGAAAGCCAGGAAUGACUAGGGAUGACCUUUUCAACAUCAAUGCCGGGAUUGUCAGGACCCUUUGUGAAGGGAUUGCUAAGUGCUGUCCGAAUGCCAUUGUCAACUUGAUCAGUAAUCCGGUUAACUCCACAGUUCCGAUUGCAGCAGAGGUUUUCAAGAAGGCCGGAACUUAUGACCCAAAGCGGCUCUUGGGAGUCACAAUGCUCGACGUUGUGAGAGCCAACACUUUUGUGGCAGAAGUAUUGGGACUUGAUCCUAGGAAUGUCGAUGUUCCAGUUGUCGGAGGUCAUUCUGGAGUGACAAUCUUGCCUCUUCUAUCACAGGUGAAACCCCCUUGCUCCUUUACCCCAGAAGAAACUGCAUACCUCACAAAUCGCAUUCAAAAUGGCGGAACAGAAGUUGUUGAGGCAAAAGCUGGCGCUGGUUCGGCAACACUAUCAAUGGCAUAUGCAGCUGUUAAAUUUGCGGAUGCAUGCCUUCGGGGAUUGAGAGGAGAUGCUGGCGUUGUUGAGUGUUCUUUCGUAGCUUCUCAGGUCACAGAACUACCUUUCUUCGCCACCAAAGUACGACUUGGCCGUACCGGAGCUGAAGAGAUCUACCAACUCGGACCCCUUAAUGAGUAUGAGAGGAUUGGAUUGGAGAAAGCAAAGAAAGAGCUAGAUGUGAGCAUCCAGAAGGGAAUUUCGUUUAUCAAGAAAUGAGGAAAAUGAGAGGAUAUAUGGAAGAUUUCAUCAGCCUCUUACAAUGUCUAUAUAUUUUCUCUUCCUACCUCCUCAAAAUUAGUCUUCUCAUACCUCACUCGUGAAAAUGAAUCCUACUUGUAUGUUAUGUCAUUGAUCUAGACACCAGAAACUGUUCUGUUAUCUUGAAUUUUCCGUCAUGAUCGGAUCGAAUAUAUACAAGUUAGUCAUCCAGAUUGACACCA
Messenger RNA from Cornus florida, 1403 nucleotides. Its product is annotated as malate dehydrogenase, glyoxysomal. NCBI's taxonomy places the organism in Eukaryota, Viridiplantae, Streptophyta, Magnoliopsida, Cornales, Cornaceae. The record is from RefSeq and is a predicted model, not a curated record. Gene Ontology annotation, biological process: malate metabolic process; tricarboxylic acid cycle. Gene Ontology annotation, cellular component: cytoplasm; chloroplast. The transcript has 9 exons. Gene Ontology annotation, molecular function: L-malate dehydrogenase (NAD+) activity. Bases 121 to 1179 code for a protein of 352 amino acids.